Macrobrachium nipponense is the source of this 744-nucleotide messenger RNA. RefSeq lists its product as uncharacterized. Lineage: Eukaryota; Metazoa; Arthropoda; Malacostraca; Decapoda; Palaemonidae. The record is from RefSeq and is a predicted model, not a curated record. The coding region runs from base 1 to 744 and encodes 247 amino acids. The transcript is spliced from 5 exons.
AUGUCUUCAUUUUCUGUCUCCAGGCGUAUGCUAGGACGUGUGGGAGCCAACAGUCGUGGAGUCACUUUGGAGGAAGGUGUGGAGCCUUGGACUGUUUACGAGGUCAAACUGACAGCUGACACCAUGGACAACACCUCAGCCAUCUUCUUCCAGAUCAAAGAGAUAGUCACGGAUGCUCAGGCACCUGUGGUCAGAGCCGAGGAGAUCACCUUGGUCCUUCUGGUCCUCUUGCUGUGGAUUGUGGCCAUAAUCCUGUUCGUGCACAGAUGGGGCAAGAUAAGGAUGCUGGAGCCGUACCAACCGGAGUACAAGCCUCUGAACCACUCGCCCGCGUGCCCCCUCGCCCCUACCACGCCUACCCAGUCGUCGCAGCCGAGGCCCCCCAACCAGCGCCCGCUGCUGCCCCGGAAGAGUUCCUCGUUGUGCUUCACGCCGUCGAUGCUGAGAUCGGUUGAAGGGCCAGCAGCCGACGAAUCUUCACUUGGCCGCAUCUGGGGAGCAACUGAGCGCUGCCCGGUCGUGGCUGAGAGUUUCAAACAGCAUCAUACGCUAGAAGAAGGAGGAGGAGGGAGAAAAAAUAAUGAGGAAGAUUCUAAUGAAGUCCAGACAAACCAGCCAGGUGGAGGUCAUCCAGGAAUCUUGAAGGUCACUCGACCUAAUCUCACCGAGGACACUUCCCACAUGAUUCCAGGCUCCCCUCAACCCCCAAACCCCGAGUACUUUCAUUACGGCAUCGUCGGGUGA